AUGAUAAGGUCGAACGUUCGUUACGAAGUGCUUCCGUGUGAAGAACAGCAUGUCCCAGCAGAACCUGUAGCCAUGGCAAUGGUAAUUCCACCCCCAGAGUACACUGAAAGUGCAAAUUUAGAAGGACAAGACACCCCAGCCUACGUUGCAGCCAAGCUACCUAACUAUGACGAAGCCACUUCAUUGCCCACAUAUGAGGAAGCAGAGAGGUCAAAGGUUGAAGGGGAGGCAGUUGCUGCCUCAACAGGAACAGCAGUUUUCUUGGAAUGUGAAAGUGGCAGAUUAACAAGACCAGAUGACAUGUCGGACGUUGCCAUUGGCUCAGAUGGAAUGUUUAUUUGUACUUUCUUAGUCUCGUUCUUGUUCAACUGGCUGGGGUUCCUCUUGUCCCUGUGUCUGUCCAAUACGGUGGCUGGCCGAUGUGGAGCUAUGUCUGGGCUGGGAUUGUCCAUUGUCAAAUGGGUUGCCAUUGUCAAGCACAACAAAUGGGACAGUCUGGUGGCUGAAGCAGACUCCUGGCUGUGGUGGCUCUUGGCCAUAUGUG
Messenger RNA from Candidula unifasciata, 544 nucleotides. The record is from the annotation of a GenBank genome assembly. Lineage: Eukaryota; Metazoa; Mollusca; Gastropoda; Stylommatophora; Geomitridae.